This is a messenger RNA of Musa acuminata subsp. malaccensis (wild Malaysian banana), 2401 nucleotides long. Its product is annotated as aspartic proteinase 36. Gene Ontology annotation, biological process: proteolysis. Lineage: Eukaryota; Viridiplantae; Streptophyta; Magnoliopsida; Zingiberales; Musaceae. Gene Ontology annotation, molecular function: aspartic-type endopeptidase activity. The record is from RefSeq and is a predicted model, not a curated record.
CGACUCGCCUCUUCGCCUUCGACGGACCUGACCCGAGCCGACAGGACGCUUCCCCACCCCCCCUCUCCUCUCCAGUCGCCGAUCCCAUCCUUUCGCCGGCGCCCGACGCCCCAUGGCGCGCGCGAGGGAUCGGGUCGCGCCCCUCUCCUUCCUCCCCGGCCUCCUCUUCCUCGCGUCCCUCGCUGCGGGCGAUGGAUCACCGGAGCCCUUCCUCCAGACCCUCACCGGAGGUGGCGUGCCCUCGGCGAUGGUUCUGCCUCUCGUCCUCUCUUACGCUAAUUCCAGUCGCAGGUCCAACGUGGGCAGGCGUUUCGGCCGCCGGCAGCUCCAGAGGGAGGACCCCUCCACCGCCACCGCUCGCAUGCGGCUCUACGAUGAUCUCCUCACCAACGGAUAUUACACGACGCGCCUCUAUAUCGGAACGCCACCUCAAAAAUUCGCACUGAUCGUUGAUUCGGGGAGCACGGUCACGUACGUUCCUUGCUCCUCUUGUGAGCAAUGUGGCAAUCAUCAGGACCCUAGGUUUCAGCCUGAUAUGUCAAGCACAUACGACCCAUUAAAAUGCAAUGUUGAUUGUACAUGCGACAAGGAGAAUAUGCAGUGUCUUUAUGAGAGGCAGUAUGCCGAAAUGAGCUCCAGCAGCGGGUUGCUUGGGGUGGAUUUUAUAUCAUUUGGCAAAGAAAGUGCACUUAAGCCACAACGUGCUACUUUUGGCUGUGAAACUUCUGAAUCAGGUGAUUUGUUCAGUCAACAUGCUGAUGGCAUAAUGGGACUGGGCCGUGGCCAGCUCAGUAUCAUGGAUCAGCUUGUUGACAAAGGUGUUAUAAGUGAUUCAUUUUCUUUGUGCUAUGGUGGUAUGGAUAUUGGUGGGGGUGCAAUGGUUCUUGGUGGAAUCACACCACCUCAUGGCAUGAUUUACGCCCGUUCAAACCCUGGACGCAGCCCAUAUUACAACAUCGACCUGAAGGAAAUUCAUGUAGCUGGCAAGCCGUUGCGAUUAAAUUCAAAGAUAUUCAAUGGCAAUCAUGGAACUGUAUUGGAUAGUGGAACCACAUAUGCUUAUCUACCAGAGGAGGCUUUCAGAGCAUUCAGAGAUGCUAUAAUGAGUAAGCUACAUUCUCUGAAGCAAAUUCGUGGACCAGAUCCAAACUAUAAAGAUAUUUGCUUUUCAGGUGCUGGAAGUGAUGUUUCAGAACUCUCGAAGACCUUUCCUGAGGUUGAAAUGGUAUUUGGAAAUGGACAAAAGCUUUCUCUUUCUCCAGAGAAUUACUUGUUUCAGCACUCAAAGGUUCGUGGUGCUUAUUGCCUCGGUGUCUUUCAAAAUGGAAAAGACCCAACAACACUUUUGGGUGGAAUCGUUGUCCGCAAUACUCUUGUAACCUAUGAUCGUCAGAAUGAAAGGAUUGGAUUCUGGAAAACUAACUGUUCUGUGUUAUCGGAGAGAUUACAUAGUAAUGAAGCUCCUGCACCGGCACCUUCAGUUUUCUCUGGUUCCAAUUUAAGCAUAGAAGAGUCACCAGCUCCUUCUCCUAUUGGACUAGUGGACUCUGUACUGGCAGGUCAAUUCCGAGUGGGGGUCAUAACCUUUGACAUGUUCUUGAAUAUUUCUUAUGUGGACCUUGUGCCCCACAUAAAGGAACUAGCAGAGCUAAUAGCAAACGAGUUGGAGGUUGCUUCAGAUCAGGUUCAUUUUAUGAAUAAUACCAAUAAUGGGAAUGGUACCUUGAUAAGAUGGGCUAUUUUUCCCGAAGGAUCCUCUAGUUCAUUCUCUAAUUCAACAGCAAUGGGAAUAAUAUCUCGGUUGACUGAACACCGUGUUCGCCUUCCUGAAAAUUUUGGAAGCUAUAAAUUGGUUGAAUGGAAUCUUGAGCCUCCUUCGAGAAGAUCAUGGUGGAAGCGACAUUUGGUUGCUGUAGCAAUCAGUGUUUCCAUGCUGCUGCUGCUUAGCUUCUCAACCUUCCUGGUUUGGUACAUGCGGAGACGGAGAAUUAGAGGGCCGGGUGCAUACAGGUCAGUGGAUGAUGCUGUUCCAGAACAAGAACUCCAGCCUAUGUGAGAUCAUGUCUUUUUAAUUCAAGAAGCAGCCAUGUAGAUUCUACACCAGCAAAAGUAUGAUGAGAUCAGAAGUCCACAUAAUUUUGCUCAAGCAUGUUGCUGCCUGAAGUAGUACUCUUAGCUCAGCUGACAGAGGAAUAUGUGGCUGGAACCAGAUGCAGAUGAGGAGCUGCUCCUCCAUUGGCUGAUGAUGCCAGUCUCUUUGUCACUCUUUCUUUUUCUCUUCUCUUUUCUUGGAAAGAAUCGAUACACGAGAAUGAAUGAGACCCAUCUUAGAUCUGAUUGUGUAUCUGCUUGUAUAAUCUAACAUUACCAAUCAAAACAACAGGGCUGUUGGGGACUUGAA